Molecule: messenger RNA, 352 nt
Organism: Puntigrus tetrazona (Sumatra barb)
Lineage: Eukaryota; Metazoa; Chordata; Actinopteri; Cypriniformes; Cyprinidae
Gene: pet117
Product: protein PET117 homolog, mitochondrial
Exons: 2
Coding region: 104-352 (82 amino acids)
Biological process (GO): mitochondrial respiratory chain complex IV assembly
Cellular component (GO): mitochondrion
Source: RefSeq, a predicted model, not a curated record
UACUGAAAUCACCACAAAAGAAUCUCCUCCAUUCUGUUUCCAAAGUGUCCUGGCGAUCUAUCGUACUGCUGCGCUAAAAAAUGUACAGUAAUGCUCAAUAACUAUGUCUAAGGCCUCUAAGGUUGUCCUGGGAUUGUCGAUAGUGCUCACUUUCAGCACGGUUGCGGGCGUUCAUAUCAAGCAGAACUGGGACAGGCAGAGGCUGCACGACGGAGUUCUGCGCGACCUGGAGCGCGUGGAGCGGAAGCGCGAGAACCUGCGCGCACUCGAGGAGCAGAUCCAGCUCACGAGACAGCUCGUGAACGAGCGCGACAGACAAGAGGCUGAAGCGGCGCGAGCCCACAGUUCAUAA